Messenger RNA from Anoplopoma fimbria (sablefish), 7233 nucleotides. RefSeq names its product solute carrier family 4 member 3 (gene slc4a3). Gene Ontology annotation, cellular component: plasma membrane. The record is from RefSeq and is a predicted model, not a curated record. Gene Ontology annotation, molecular function: solute:inorganic anion antiporter activity; monoatomic anion transmembrane transporter activity. Lineage: Eukaryota; Metazoa; Chordata; Actinopteri; Perciformes; Anoplopomatidae. The transcript has 22 exons. Gene Ontology annotation, biological process: monoatomic anion transport; bicarbonate transport; transmembrane transport. Bases 29 to 3766 code for a protein of 1245 amino acids.
CUCACCCACUGGCUGCACGCCAGGCCCCAUGGCUACAGGAGGUCAUGCCCCAGAGAUAGAUGUGUUGAUCAACCUACAACAGGUGAAGGUGGAGGAGGACUAUGAGGAAGGAUCAGCGGAGGAACUGGAAGGAGAAGAAGAGGAGGAAAACUGGGAGAAAGCACUGUCUGUGGAGCGCUUUGGAGACAUUAUCAGUGAUUCUGCUUCCAGCAGCGGAGACAGGAUGGGCCGGCACUACACUGAGAAAGACUUUGAAUAUCACAGACACACUUUUCACCAUACGCACCACCCCUUAUCCACCCACCUGCCCCUGCCCCAGCGUCUACGGAAGAGGGUGCACAGCACUGACAGAAGGCGCAAAAAGAAACGGAAGAAAAAAAAGACCUCUCUUCCCCCUUCAGACGUUACACCCACCAUCCACGAGGUAGACGAGGAAGAGGCCGGGUCUGAGACUGACGGACAGGGAGUGGCUGCCACGCCCACGGAGCUACCAGAUACCCAACCACAGUUUAGUUUGGGGAGCCAAGAGGACUUGGAGGAACCCCUUUCGCUCACUGCCUACCACACGGAAAACGAAGAGCAUCCAUUGUCGAGGGAAGCGUCGCACAUUCUGAUAAAGGAGGAGGCUCAUAAUGGGGGAAUUUCAGUUCUUGGAGAGAAUGAGGAUGUGCAUGGAGAGGAAACGACUAGCCACAGUGUUCCCCCAGGAUCAGAUCCCUCAAGCUCAACUGCGACUCGCGGCUGGUUCCGUAGGAAGCCCGUCCAUCAUCGUCUGGCAGGUGCCCAGCGGAGCAACUAUGACCUGCGGGAGCGGAUCUGCAUCGGCAGCAUGACGGCUCUGGAGACGGCCGUCUACCAGCAGGUUCCCACUGAUGAGGCAGAGGCCCAGAUGUUGGCCAGCGCCGACCUGGAUGACAUGAAAAGUCACAGAUUUGAGGACAACCCUGGGGUGAGACGCCACCUGGUGAAGAAGUCAUCACGAUGUCUGGUGAACCGAGCCAGCAACAGUUCCACACCACUAAGCAGCCUGAAGAAGAAGAGGAGAGCAGGAGAUAAGAAAACCCAUGAGCUGUUUGUGGAGCUGAACGAGCUGAUUGUCGAUAAGGACCAUGAAAUGCGUUGGAAAGAGCGGGCCCGCUGGAUCAAGUUUGAGGAGGAUGUGGAGGAGGAGACGGACCGCUGGGGCAAACCCCAUGUGGCUUCACUCUCCUUCCGCAGCUUGCUGGAGCUUCGCCGCACCAUCACACACGGCGCCAUCCUUCUGGACCUAGAGCAGAACUCUCUGCCCGGCAUCGCCCAUCUGGUGGUGGAGACGAUGAUCAUCUCUGACCAGAUCAGAGCUGAGGACAGACCCAGUGUUCUCCGGGCUCUGCUCCUCAAACACAGCCACCCAAGUGAUCUGAAACAACGUUUUCACCGCCACCAAUCAACCAGCAGUCUUCAUGGCAGUUUCAAUCACAACAACGUCCAGGACAGCAUUCUGCCACUGGUAGCAGAAGAGCAGGAGGAGCACCAGGAUAACAAAGGGCCGAUAUACGAUCCAAAACAAGAUGUGUUUAUCAGCCUGUUUAAAUCUCUCCACCCUCUGCCUCCUGAGAGCCAUCCAGCUGCAGCCAGAUCGAUGAAACUCCUCGCCAAAAUUCCCAAAGAUGCCGAAGCUGUCAUUGUUUUAGUUGGCUCUGUUGACUUUCUGGAGCAGCCAGCCAUGGCCUUUGUCAGGUUGAAUGAGGCAGUCCUUCUGGAGUCCGUGCUGGAGGUCCCCGUCCCUGUUCGCUUUAUUUUUGUCCUGCUCGGUCCCAGUCAGUCCAACGUGGACUAUCAUGAGAUUGGACGCUCCUUCUCCACUCUCAUGUCUGACAAGAGCUUCCAUGAGGUGGCCUAUUUUGCUGAUGACAGACAGGACCUACUGAAUGGUAUCAAUGAAUUCUUGGACUGCAGCAUUGUCAUUCCACCCUCAGAUGUGGAGGGCAAAGACCUCCUGAAGACAGUGGCUGACUUCCAGAAGCAGAUGCUGCGCAAGAGGAAGGAAAGAGAACUCAAGAGGCAUCAAUCCUCAUCUGGAAUAGAGCUUAACAACAAAGAGGUGAGUCCAGAGGAGGAGGAGGAGGGAGACCAGGAGGUGGACCCAUUAAAGCGCUCGGGGAUCCCUUUCGGAGGCCUGAUCCACGACAUCCGCCGCCGUUAUCCACAAUAUGUCAGCGACUUAAAAGAUGCCGUGGACAUGCAGUGUGUCGCUGCCGUCAUCUUCAUCUAUUUUGCUGCACUGUCGCCGACCAUUACAUUUGGAGGCCUGCUGGGAGAAAAAACAGAGGGCAUGAUGGGAGUGACUGAGCUCAUUGUGUCAACUGCAACUCUUGGAGUUAUAUUCUCGCUGCUUGGUGGUCAGCCUCUCCUCAUCAUAGGCUUCUCAGGACCCUUACUAGUGUUUGAAGAAGCCUACUACAAGUUCUGUCAGGCCCAUCACAUUGAAUACCUAACUGGGCGUGUGUGGAUUGGUUUCUGGCUCAUCUUCAUUGUCCUGGUGGUUGUGGCUGCAGAGGGCAGCUUCCUUGUUCGCUACAUCUCACCUUUCACCCAGGAGAUUUUUGCUUUCCUCAUCUCCCUUAUCUUCAUCUAUGAGACUUUCUCCAAGCUCUUCAAGGUGUUUAAGGAACAUCCACUGAUGGAAAUUUACCACAGUGAUUUAACCACAGCUACUGGCCAUCAAAAAGAUGAUGAACAUGUCUACAACCAGCCCAACACUGCACUUCUGUCUCUGGUCCUCAUGAUGGGCACUUUCUUUGUUGCUUUCUUCCUCAGGAAAUUCCGAAACAGUCGUUUCUUAGGUGGCAAGGCCAGGAGAAUCAUUGGUGACUUUGGCAUCCCCAUCUCAAUUUUAGUUUCAGUGUUGGUGGAUUACUCCAUUACUGACACUUACACACAGAAACUCAAUGUGCCGUCAGGCUUCUCAGUCACCUCGCCUGACAAGAGAGGCUGGCUCAUCAGUCCCUUUGGUGACAAGCAACCCUUUCCUACAUGGAUGAUGGGGGCAUCUAUUGGACCUGCCAUUCUUGUAUUCAUCCUCAUUUUUAUGGAAUCUCAGAUAACUUCGUUGAUAGUCAGUAAGAAAGAGCGUCGCCUGGUUAAAGGCUCUGGCUUCCACCUGGAUCUUCUGCUCAUCGUCACAAUGGGUGCCAUCUGUCCUCUUUUUGGCCUGCCGUGGCUCACAGCAGCCACUGUGCGCUCUGUAACUCAUGUCAAUGCCCUCACGGUCAUGAGCAAAGCUACAGCGCCCGGCGAAAAGCCCAUGAUCCAGGAGGUGAAAGAACAGAGGCUGACCGGGCUUCUUGUGGCUGUUCUUGUUGGCAUGUCCAUAGUGAUGACAGACGUGCUCCGCCUCAUCCCUCUGGCUGUGCUCUUUGGCAUCUUCCUGUACAUGGGGGUCACCUCUCUGACGGGCAUCCAACUGUAUGAACGCAUCACACUUAUGUGCACGCCCGCCAAGCAUCACCCUGACCACAUCUACGUCACCAAGGUGAAGACAUGGCGUAUGAACAUGUUCACCAUCAUCCAGCUGGCGUGCAUCGUGGCUCUGUGGGUAGUGAAGUCCACCGAGGCCUCCCUGGCGUUCCCCUUCGUCCUCAUCAUGACGGUGCCGCUGCGCCGUCUCAUACUCUCCAGGAUUUUCGAGGAACGUGAGCUCCAGGCGCUGGAUUGCGACGAGGAUUCUCCCAACUUCGAUGAAGAUGGACGAGACGAGUACAACGAGAUCCACAUGCUUGUAUAAAUUUAAAAUCGGACCCUGCCAGUAUGAAUUUCUCCAUCCUCCAGCUCUGACCAACCGGAGCAAGCCUCUCCGGAAACCUCAAUGUCUCUGCGUAGCGGUGACAAAGCGUGAGGAGCGACAUUAAUGGUGUUUGUAAAAUAUACAAAAACUAUAGCUGGAUGCUCCCUUCUUACCAUUAUUUAUUCUCAUUUGUAUAAAAGAGCACCCCUAAUGUUAGAUCUAUGUGGUGGUGGUGGUGGUGGUGGUGGUGUUGUGUUAGACUUUGAACCCGAAGCCUGAGCACCCUACCUGGAGUGGACAUUGCAACUCUCACAAAGAAAUGUAACUUACAUGAACACUUUAUCUACCCUUUUAUCCUGUCUAUCCCUUUAAUUACUCUGCAGGUUCUGGGCAUAAGUGCAAUGAUGAUGAUGGUAACCUCUAGGGCUACAGUGGGCUGGAUCAUUUUGACUUAUUUAUGUCCUGGAAGCGGGAAAAGGGGUCGAUUUGCUUUCAUUUCAUUAUCAUCCAGGAAGUGGAUUUUCAUAAAAAUUCAGAGUGAUGAACUGAAACUUAAUUUCAAAGCCCUGAAUUCCACUGCCUGUGUAGUUUAGCUGCCUUUUCCCUUUAUACCACUGCCAUUGCCUAUAGGUUGCAAUGAUGUGCAAACAAGGAGUUAAGUAGUCCUUUCCCUUUCUGUACAGACUUUUAGUAAUGAGCACUUUGACUGGGCAAAAGUUCACUCUUGGCGUUGCCAACUGAGCUCCCUGGCACAAAGCCUCCUCUCUAAAUGUAGUCUCCCCUUGAAGCCAAAGUCUCUACAGAGACUGUGCAAGCCUCUUUUAAGGGGUGUUUCUGUACUUUGUUAGGUGUUUAAUGCCCAACAUACCAGUCCACUGACCCCGUUAUUGUGACCUUGGAUGUAUAAGUAAAUAGCUAACAUGGUCUCAACCUUAUUUUUCUACUCUGUUGUAUCUAUUUAUUUUGUGACCUUUGGACUUAAUGCCUUGCCAGAUUUUCAUAGAUGUUUAUACUCCCAAUAGCUGAAAUUGCUAUAAGAGUUAUUAUAAAGUUAAAAAAAGAACAUUGUGUAGAUGAACACAUUCAGCCAUUAUUCUUUUAUCUUCUCCGCAAUAGUUCCACGUCGUGAUACUAUAUUAUUCAUGACAUCCAUGAAAAAAGCAACACACUUGGCUGAAAAAAGGCAUAGGCACUAAGCAAACACACAAGCACUGAAAACGCUGGGGAACAGUUGAGUGUUGGCAGGACGUAUGAAUGAUGCAUUGUACAGUAAGACUUGGAAUUACAAUGUACCAUCUGUGUUCAGAGUUUUAGUUUUCACCUCCUAUAUUGCGAGCCCACUAUAGAAUUUAAAUAACCAUUCAGUCAUGACACGUAAUCAGAGACCUUACUUCUGCCACAGAAAAAACACCAGUUGUUAGAGCUACUUUACAUAGAAAAAGUAACAAGUCAAGCACAUAUUUGUGUGACACUCUUAUUUAUAUAGAAGAGGAAGAAAUUGUUGUGAUUUUGGCGGAAAGGCCAGUGGGUUAGACUCUCACAAACUUUCCACCCCAAAUACUUCAUUUCGGAGCAUUCUCUAGAUGUUGUAGGUGCUAGAUGGGAAGCAGAAGAAGGUAAUUGAACAGUGUCAUUGUUCCUUAGUUUAUUAUUUUGUCUAUAAACAUGACAUUUUUUGCAAGUAUGCACUUUCCCUCUAGCUUCUAUCCUUGCACCUUUCACAUUUUUGCGAGUUCACCUCUACACUGUAACAGCUUCAAUGGGCAAAGAAAUUUAAGGUGGAAUCGGGAACAAGACAUGGUGUGGCAGCUGAAGAGGUUUCUGUAAAUAAUUAUUAAGUAUGACAUCAUUAUCAGGUGUUUGUUUUCACCUGAUAAUGAUGAUUAAAAAAACCUCCAAAGUGCUUAAAAGUGAAGCACAAUUUCAUUCUGGGAGUACAUAAAAAAAAAAGCUUUUCAGGGUCAGCAGUGUAGUUUAGAUUUUGUAUGCUAACCACAUUAGUAUAUCCCAUUUCACAUAACCAUGUUCUACAUUACGAGCCAUGCAAGAAUUCUGUCUCAGGGGAAACUGACCUUCGAUCUGUAAAUAUUGCUUCCAAGCCUUUAGUUUGUUGUCUCUUGUGUGUACAUAAAGCGGUCAAGGCAAUCCAACACUUGCGAUGUAAAAAUAUGGAGCAUACAGUCCAGGCUUUGGUUUAAUACAAUGGAUAAAAUGAGUUCAAGUGGAGAAAAUAAAGUGUUUACACCAGGGAAGUUCUGACAUGGAGUUAUGGUGUAAAUUAAUCCUCCCUUGUUGUCUUCAGGCCAACACUUCAAGCUAAACUUUGAUGUGAAGCAUACACCUGCUGUAGUCUGUAUUUAAUUCUGCAGCUCCCCAAGUUAAUGAGUGACAAAAUGUGGUUUAGGACUCUAGGAGUCUCAUUUAACAUAGGUUUAAUGGACCUUUUCAACCACGUGUUUAUGUUUGAGGGUAUACAAAGACUAGAAGGGCAAACUGCGAGCAAAGAAACUGAUAUGUUAUCUCCAUUAUACUCCAUUAUACUUGGACCUGCAGUGUUCAUGACAUGCCUGUAUUUUCAGGCAAAUUAUUUUUGCUUAUCAGAUUUAGCAAAGCUGAUUCUAAUUUAUGGGGGUCCAUUAACGACAAAGCUAUUGUGCGACCACCAAGACAUUGACAGUUGAGCACAUAGGAGGUAUUUUGUGUUAUAUACAAGUGAGCAGGGCUCUGGCCAUACUUACAGAAAUACUGAGUUUAAUUUUAAAGAACGUGUAAAAAUCCCCCAUAUUCAUCUACAGCUUUAUUGUUACCUUGUUUUGUAAUAGUUUUAUUCAUUUCAAACACUUAUAUGUGACAGAUGUUCCUAGAUGCUUGUCCAAAAGCUCUUUGAUUUAUAUAGCUUUCUAUCUUUCGCCAGGAAUAAAAUUCUAAUUUGGAAAAUUACUUUUCCCAUUUGAAUAUUUAAUGCUCUUUCUUGGCCUGAAAAUAGGCAAAUUUAAAAGAACCAUGUCUCAAAAAAAAUUGGUAUCUGCCUCUAAUCCAAUCGUGCGUUACAAUACCCAUACUACCAUACUAUUAAGUAUGCCAGAAAGAAGAAGAAAAAAUAUUUAGUGUGUCCUAAUACAUAUUUGUCAAGUGCAGUAUGCCAAAAAAAAGGUUUCAAAGUUCAAGGUGGAAUGUUAUGACUAAGUAGUAUAUCUCAAUUAAAGGAAACUGCAAGGGUAGUUUGUAACAUCUUCUUACCCCAUGUCUUCGCACAUUACCACCACCCUGUUGAUAGGUGUGAUGAUUUGAAACAGCCGGCGGGUCUCACUUCAAGCACACUAAAGGCAAACAAAAUAUGGCACACAUUUAAAAGUAUUGCUCCAUAGCUCUACUAGUGGUGAAAAACUCCACAUGGUUUAAUUUCAAUGUAUAUUACCAAAGCACCAUAUAUUUUGUUUUCUGGUUCUUUUACUAUAAUGACACGA